GUUGAUGCACGACCAAUUUCUGUCAAGAUCCAAUUCUUUAGUGAACAGGACACCAUGGCGACCAGCAAAGCGAUUGAUACUGACAUCCUCAUCGUAGGCGGAGGAUUCGGUGGUGUGUAUGCAGUAUGGCGAUUACGGGCUGAAGGUUUCAAAAUCCAUCUGUUCGAAGGCACUCCGCGGCUAGGCGGUGUAUGGAGCAACAACACCUAUCCCGGAGCUCGAGUCGACUCGGAGUUUCCCUUUUAUCAGCUUUCAAUCCCUGAAGUAUACAAGACAUGGACCUGGUCCGAACGGUUUCCCGGGUGGCAGGAAUUGCAAGGAUACUUCGACCAUGUUGACAAAGUUCUCAGCAUUGGCAAAGACUGCACGUUCAAUGCACGGGUAAACAAGGCCACUUUCGAUACCGAGCUCGGUCGCUGGACAGUACAGACUGAACAAGGCCAUGUGGCUACCUGCAAGCACCUUUUGCUGUGUACGGGCUCGACUUACAAGCAACAUAUGCCAACAUGGGAGGGCCUCGACCAAUACACUGGAACGCUAUUACACUCUAGCAAGUGGCCGAAGGAAGGCGUGGACAUACAUGGCAAACGAGUUGCAGUCGUUGGAAGUGGCUCAACAGCUCUGCAGAUCGUGCCGGAGAUGGCAAGAGAAGCUAAACAGCUCGUGGCCUUAAUCCGUACGCCAAACAUGGCACUUCCUAUGAGACAGCGGAAACUCUCUUUGGAGGAGCAGGAUUCGCUCAAGGGGAUUUUGAACAGCGUGCUGAGGACCGCUGCUCGAAAUUCAUUCAGCGGAUUCCCAUACAAUCCACCACCUGUUCCAUCACCGCAGAUGCUAUCGGAAGAGGAAAGAGAAAAGUUUCUCGAAGAGCUAUAUCAACGCGGCGGCUUCAACUUUGCAGGUGGAAACUUUUCCUCUGCUUUGGUCGAUCAUAAAGACAACCGCAUGGUAUACGACUACUGGGCCCGGAAAACGCGUGCGCGAAUCCAGGACCCAGUGAAGCGAGAUAUCCUCGCGCCUCUCGAGCCACCACAUCCCAUCAUAGCGAAAAGGAAUGGUCUUGAGCAGGAUUACUACGAGGUGUGCGAUCAGGAUCAUGUCAGAAUUGUGGAUCUGAAAGCGACGCCUAUUGAGACCUUUACAAAGGCAGGCUUGCAAGUUGGAGGGGAAGAGAUACCACUUGAUAUCAUCGUACUGGCGACAGGCUUCGACAAUUACACAGGCGCAUUCUCUACCAUGGGCAUCGAAGGAACUGAUGGAAAAACAUUGAUGGAUCAGUGGAAGGAUGGUGUUCGAACGCAUCUGGGUUUGGCGGCUCCUCGUUAUCCUAAUAUGUGGAUGGUAUACGGGCCUCAAGCGCCAACUGCAUUAGGUAACGGACCGACGAUAGUUGAGGUUCAGGUCGACAUCGUUGUGGACAUGAUCAAAAAGGUGCGGGAGGAAAAGAUCAAGUACCUUGAUGCCACCCCUGAAGCGGCACAAGCAUGGGCAGAUGACAUUGCAGUAACGAGCAAGAUGUUGGUGUUCGAGGAUGCGGACAGCUGGUACAUGGGCGCAAACAUUCCUGGGAAGAAGAGAGAGAUGUUGAAUUAUCUGAAAGGCUUGGUCGAACUGUCCAAGGAAGCUGAAGGCCAAGGUCUGGAACUAAUCACCGUCGUGAUGGAUAAGACCGAGGACUGCGACUUCCCUGCGAUUGAUACACCACUGGGCCAGCAUAGCGAUGGCUCGUUCCCCAGUGCUUUCGGGGAACAGGCACUUCUAGCAGCCAAAAAUCUCCUCGACGUGGUCAGAGCAGCUGGCACCUCAGCCAAGGACAUUAUGAAGCUGACGUUCUACAUCGUCGACUGGAGCGAGAACAUGCAUGAGGAACUGUUUGGUGCUCUCUCGCUACUUGCAAUUAGCGACGGUGGGACUCCCCUGCAACCCACCACGGCUCUCAUUCCAGUCCCGAGACUUGCUUUCUCGGAAGCCAAGUUCGAGAUCGAAGCAGUGGUUGGUCUCAGCGUCAUGCUCUUGGAAGCCAAGCAUCGCAUCGGCGGCCGGAGUCGCACGCAGAAGCUGAGAAGUGGCCCUGGACUUGUGGAACUGGGUGCGAUGUGGAUUAAGAAGGUCACACAACCAACCGUUUAUGAGCUGACGAGGCGUUUUGGACUCGACUGCAAGGACCAAUACCUUCAGGGUGGUGUGAUAUGGGAGCUGCAUGACGGGAGUUUUGUACGGGCCAGUACGAACCUGCCAGAGAUUGGAAACCCAGAGAUGGCGGAGAGACUUCGCAAGCUCGUGAAAACCUUAACCCUGGCCGCAGAGGAGACAAAUAUCCACAACCUUGAAUCGUUUCCCAAAGAGGAAGACAUCAGUGUUUCGGAUUGGUUGACUACGAAAGGUCUGUAUAACGAUGCUUUACUCCAGGGCCUUGCAAGGUUCCUCACCACGGCAUGGGUUGGUCGCGAACCCCACGAGUGUGGGAUCCAUUAUAUCCUGGACUACGUCAAGUCAGCCGGCGGCCUCGCGAGCAUCAAUACCCAUGGUCCAGGGGGAGCGCAAGCAUUAAAGAUCAAACAAGGAACAUCCGCUAUUGCGACUGCGUUAGCAGGUGCUAUUGAGCCCGGAUCUGUACAGAUCAAUGCUCCGGUUGACAGCAUCACGCAGUACGGGGAUAUCUGCGAAGUAACCACUUCAAACGGAACCAGAUAUCAGGCAAAGAAGGUCAUCCUUGCCAUUCCCACCAACACAUAUACAAAUAUUCGAUUCAGCCCUCCGCUGCCCCAUUCGAAGAGAGCCCUCGUAACGCGUACGAAGCCUGGUAUUUAUGCGAAGAUCAUUGUAACGUAUACGUCGUCGUGGUGGAAAGACGCAGGGCUACAGGGCAAGUUUAUGUCCAUGAAGGGCCCCAUCUGCUUCUCUUGGGAUAUCAGCGACGAUGCGACAAAGCAGUACUCGCUUGCUUUGUUUGUUGCUGGUAAUACCGCCGCAGCUUGGCACCAAUUGAGCGAGCUGAGUCGUGAGGAGGCGCUCAUCGACCACCUAGUUUCCUUUGUCGGACCUGAACUAGCUGACAAAGCGCGAGACGGCCUCGAGGUGAAUGCUGUCGAAUGGACCAAGGAGCCGUAUCUUGAUGGUGCACCUACUAGUGCUAUGGGACCGGGGAUGUUGAGGACCCAUGGCCGAGCGCUACGCGAGCCAUUUGGAAACCUGCAUUUCGCAGGUGGUGAGACCGCAUACGAGUGGAAGGGCUAUCUAGAAGGUGCUAUCACAGCUGGGAAGCGUGGCGCAGAAGAAGUGGUAAAAGCCCUGAAGGACUAA
This is a messenger RNA of Alternaria burnsii, 3303 nucleotides long. RefSeq lists its product as uncharacterized. The record is from RefSeq and is a predicted model, not a curated record. NCBI's taxonomy places the organism in Eukaryota, Fungi, Ascomycota, Dothideomycetes, Pleosporales, Pleosporaceae. The transcript has 6 exons. The annotation marks the transcript as partial. Gene Ontology annotation, molecular function: oxidoreductase activity.